Molecule: messenger RNA, 909 nt
Organism: Chironomus riparius
Lineage: Eukaryota; Metazoa; Arthropoda; Insecta; Diptera; Chironomidae
Source: the annotation of a GenBank genome assembly
AUGAAGCGUGUACUAAUAGGCGGAGGAACUGGAUUUAUAGGCACAAGACUGUCGAAUCUACUUAAAGAUAGUGGAUAUACUGUUACAAUAAUAAGUCGUAUGCCUGGAUUGGGUAGAGUAACAUGGCAUGAAGUAGAAAAACAUGGAAUUAAGGAACCAACAACAGCAAUAGUCAAUCUUUGUGGACAGAAUGUUCUAGAUCCAACAAGACGAUGGACUCCUGGUUUUAAGCAAAAUGUAUGGAACUCUCGAAUCAAUACGAGUGCUUCAUUAGUGAGAGCAAUCUCCCAUGCAAGCCCUGAAUUAAAACCUGAAGUUUUCAUCAACAUAAGUGGCGUUUCAAACUACAAACCAGACAAUAAGAAAGUCUAUACCGAAUAUGAUGAGUGCAAAAAGUAUGACUACAUGUCUGAAUUGUGCAUUGAAUGGGAAAAGGCUGCAACAAUCGAUAAAUCUCUUGGAGUUAGAAAUGUUAAGCUCCGUACAGGCGUUGUGCUUGGUAGAGAAGGUGGUAUGAUUAAGUCACUUUACCUUCCUUUCUUUUUUGGUGCCGGUGGACCUGUUUGUGAAGGCAAUCAGCCACUUCCAUGGAUUCAUAUUGAUGAUUUGUGUGAAUUAAUUAUGUUUUCUAUAGAAAAUAAGAAUGUAGACGGCGUUUUAAAUGCUGUAGCACCUGAUAUCAUCACUAAUAAGGAUUUCGCUAAAGCCUUUGGAAGAGCACUUUGGAGACCCGCACUGAUUCCACUACCUGAAUUUGUAGUAAAUUUCAUGUUUUCACAGGAAAGAGCUGUCUUGCUUACAACUGGCGCUAAAAUCGAACCUAAACGCACAAUCGAAACUGGAUUUAAGUAUCAAUAUCCAAAGAUUUACGAUGCCUGUCGAAGUGAAUCUAAAUUGUUUUUGUUUUAA